ACCCUCGAGUGCUGCCACUGCAGGGCGGUGCAAACAUCUACCACGAAAGAGGGCUUAAAUAUUCCACCUAAAUUCUAUUUGCCUUUCCAGUGAGUUGUCGUCAAUAACGGACUUUUCGCACAGAGCCCACUAUUGCCAUGGAGGAGACUGACAGGGAGGCGGUUGCCACAGCAGCACAGAGAGUAGCCGGGAUGCUACAGCGGUCAGACCAGCUGGACAAAGUGGAGCAGUAUAGGCGCAGGGAGGCCCGCAAAAAAGCCUCAGUAGAAGCAAGGCUAAAGGCAGCUAUCCAGUCCCAACUGGAUGGCGUACGCACUGGCCUCUGCCAGCUCCACACUGCCCUGCUGGAUGUCAAGUCCAUCCAGGGCUCCCUAGCAGAUGUCAGCAAGGACUGGAGACAAAGCAUCAACACCAUUGAGAACCUGAAGGAUGUGAAGGAAGCUGUUGUGCAGCAUAGCCAGCUGGCUUCAGCUGUGGAGAAUCUCAAGAACAUCUUUUCUGUGCCAGAGAUCGUGCGGGAGACCCAGGAGCUGAUUGAGCAGGCUGAACUCCUGCAGGCACAUCGCAAGCUUAUGGACCUGGAGUGCUCGCGUGAUGACCUCAUGUACGAGCAGUACCGCCUGGACAGCCGCAACACCCAUGACAUGAACCUGAUCCGAAACUACUUUGGUGAGGUGCAGGGGCUCUCAGAGGAGCUAGCCAAGCAGCUGUGGAUGGUGCUGCAGCGUGCCAUUGUGACUGUUCGGCGCGACCCCACCAUGCUGGUAUCAGUAGUGCGCAUCAUUGAACGUGAGGAGAAGAUAGAUCGCCGCAUGCUGGACCGCCGACGGCAGACGGGAUUCAUACCUCCUGGGCGGCCAAAGGCCUGGAAAGAGCACAUGUUUCAGGUGUUGGAGGGCACGGUGUGCACACGCAUUGAGGGCACACAGUCAGAGACCCGCGAGUCAGACAAGAUGUGGCUGGUGCGCCUCCUGGAGAUCACCAGGAAGUACGUGCUAGAUGAUCUGACUGUGGUGAAGAACCUCAUGGUACAAUGCUUCCCACCGCACUACGGCAUCUUUCGUAUCUUCUUUGACCUGUACCAUCGUGCCCUCUCGGCCCGCAUACAGGAACUAGCAGCUGAGGACCUCGAAGCAAACGAAAUUGUGUCACUGCUCACCUGGGUGCUCAACACAUACACAAGCAUUGAGAUGAUGGGCCACCCUGAACUUGCUGCAGAGUGUGACAUCAAUGAGCUGGAGCCCCUUCUCCCUCAGGAUAUGGUGGAUGAGCUUCUCCACAAGUACAUCCAGACCAUCUCUUCCAACAUCACUGGAUGGCUUCGCAAGGCCCUGGAAACGGACAAGAAGGACUGGAAGAGGGAUACUGAGCCAGAUGCAGACCAGGACGGCUACUACCAGACCUCGCUUCCCGCCAUUGUCUUCCAGAUGUUCGAGCAGAACCUGCAAGUGGCAGCCCAAAUAAACGAGACCUUCAAAGAGCAGGUGCUACACCUGUGUUUAAAACAGAUGACCUCCUUUCUGCAAAGGUACCGAGAAGAAACAGUUGUGUACAAAGAUGAGCACUUGAAAUAUCGCCAGUUGCCUCAGUGCUACGUUCAAUACAUGAUCGCCAUCAUCAACAACUGCCAGACGUUCAAGGAGUCUGUUAACAGUUUAAAGAAGAAGUAUUCCCUGACCACAGAGCCUACUCAGAACGAUGCUGCCAUCGACAGGACUCUGAGCGAGGUGGCCAAAGAUGGCUGCCAGUUUCUGCUGGAUGAGGUCUUCUUGGACCUGGAGCACCACCUGAGUGAGCUGCUGACCAGGAAGUGGCUGGGGGGGUGCCACGCAGUAGACACCAUCUGCGUCACUGUAGAGGACUACUUCAACGAUUUUGCCAGGAUUAAGAAGCCCUACAACACAGAGAUGACGAGCGAGGCCCAUCGCAGGGUGGUGGUUGAAUACAUCAAAGCUGUGAUGCAGAAGAGAAUAACUUUCAAGAACGCAGACGAGCGCAAGGCGGGUGCAGACAGAAUGAUCAAGGAGGCUGAGCAAUUCAAGACCCUUUUUGGGAAGCUGUCUGCGGGUGAAGACACAGACCGGCUCUGUGACAGCAUAACCGCCAUCGCAGAGGUAUUCAAGCUAACAGACCCCUCGUUGCUGUACCUCGAAGUUUCAACCCUUGUUUCCAAGUACCCGGACAUCAGGGAGGAGCACGUGCUGGCCCUUCUGGCCGUGCGGGGGGACGCCAACCGCGACAUGAGACAGACGAUCAUUGAAACACUGAACCAGAGCAAGGUCUCUGUGGCGGCCAUCACCCAGCCCAUAUUCAGGGACAUCACAGUUCCCACCAUCGCCUCCAUGGCUGUUCCAAAGCUGUUGAAGUAGCCUGGUGCAGCUCAUGUUCUGUGUGUGUCUGCUCGUGUGCAUGCGUGCAUGCAUACUUGCACUCUGACCAACAGGUUGGCCCUAACUGUACUUUCAUAUGCACUUUGUAAAGGUGGGAGGGAGGAGGUAGGACAAACAGUAUUACUGAGGUGGCUUCCUGUUGUCGGCUUUGCAGCAAUAACAGGUUUGCAGGAUAACUGGUGUACAGAGAACCCCUCAAACUAUUAGAUCGGUGUGGAUGGAGUGUGUGGUUUUGUUUUUAAUGGUAUCUUUCAGCGAUUUGACAUUUAUUAAUACAUAAUAUUUCUUUAUCCAUUCAUUUCAUCAUCCUUCAUUCAGAUGAGUAGUGUUCAGUUUUGUCUCAUGUCAGUAAUUCUCAAAGCUCCUUAUUUUCCAUUUUGCAAAAGUUGACCAAGAUAUGCUGCGUUUGAAAACAUCCACAGAACAGUUAUCUUAUAUUCCAGGACAGUCCUUAGUCUGAUGGGAGCAACAAGACUACGAACCUGUCUUAACUGUUUCCCUCAUACAAGGUGGGGAAAAAAGACCUAUAGUGAACAGUGUUAAUGCAUCUCACGAGGAUGGUUUUUCGUUUCAUUUUCACCUUUGUUGGUGUUUUUCCGUGUCUCUGCCAUGACUACUGCAUUUCACAUACUGGAUGUUUCAAAAAUGUCUGGUAUAAAGAUUAAUAA
Scleropages formosus (Asian bonytongue) is the source of this 3058-nucleotide messenger RNA. RefSeq names its product exocyst complex component 3-like. Gene Ontology annotation, cellular component: exocyst. The transcript has 13 exons. Gene Ontology annotation, molecular function: SNARE binding. NCBI's taxonomy places the organism in Eukaryota, Metazoa, Chordata, Actinopteri, Osteoglossiformes, Osteoglossidae. Gene Ontology annotation, biological process: exocyst localization; exocytosis. The record is from RefSeq and is a predicted model, not a curated record. Bases 138 to 2369 code for a protein of 743 amino acids.